Molecule: messenger RNA, 2687 nt
Organism: Thermothelomyces thermophilus ATCC 42464
Lineage: Eukaryota; Fungi; Ascomycota; Sordariomycetes; Sordariales; Chaetomiaceae
Exons: 3
Coding region: 451-2052 (533 amino acids)
Biological process (GO): protein refolding; response to heat
Cellular component (GO): cytoplasm
Molecular function (GO): heat shock protein binding; ATP binding
Source: RefSeq, a predicted model, not a curated record
GCGUCGUUGUUUGUGGACUACUCGCUGGUCGACGGGCGAGCUAAGUAUCCGACAAUUUACGGUGCCUCCAUGGGGCAAACUGGGAAAUGCGGCCCGCCAUUGGGGAUCGCGCGUUAGUUAUCGCGAAUCGCGUGGCACUUUGCCUGGGCUUCGUUACAGCGAUCUCCUCGAUUCAGGAAUCUACUAUGUAGGGAUUGCUCAAGUGGAAGUGGGCCACAAAGCGGCACUGGCUGACUGGAAGGUUCUGAGUAUUGUGGGGCUGCAUCCGUGCAUUUGGUGCCAAGAUUCGACAUUAUCUCCAAUCCCGAAAAAGUCGACCCAAAAAACGUUAAAGAAGGACGAGAACAAGGCAAAAAAGUUUUGUUUGCAGGUUUGCGACAAGAACAGCGACACACGCUGGGAGUUGUCGCGGGGCAUGCCCAUCACAGAUAAUCGCAUCAGCUGGACGAGAUGAGCACUAGCAUCCUUCCUAGGGCCGGCCUCCCGGUCCGGCAGCUGUCGCCCACGCAAAUAUGUCGUCGCCUGCGACUGAAACCGUGCGCCCGCCGGUCCGCAUCCGCGCCUACUGUCGCUUACUCCGUCGUGUCGAGAGCCUCUUCCAGGCCGUCGCCGAAAUCGAGGCCUCAGUCGCCAAUCUCUUGCCCUAGGGCCUCCUUCCACACCACGCGGCCCCUGCUCGCUACACCGCGCGACCCGUACGGCGUCCUGGGCGUCAGCAAAAACGCAUCGGCCGCCGAGAUCAAGAAGGCCUACUAUGGCCUGGCGAAGAAGUACCACCCAGACACGAACAAGGACCCAACCGCCAAGGACAAGUUCGCCGAGAUCCAGUCCGCCUACGAGAUCCUGUCCGACCCGAAGAAGAGGGAACAGUUUGAUCAAUUUGGUGCCGCCGGGUUCGGUCCCAGUAGCGGCCCCAGCCCAGGGGGCGGCAGUCCGUUCGGAGCCGGACACCCCUUCAGCGGGUUCGGCGGCUCGGGCGGCUUCGGUGCCAACAUCAACUUCGACGACAUCUUCUCGGCAUUCACCGGCGGCGCGCAUCCGUUUGGCGGACGCGCCGGCCGCGGCGCCGGCGGGCCGUUCCAGACUGAAAUCAUGGAGGGCGAGGACGUAGAGGUGCAGGUGACGGUGUCGUUCAUGGAGGCGGCCAAGGGUACGAGCAAAACGAUUACCACGCUGCCGCUCGUGACGUGCAGGACGUGCUCCGGCAGUGGCUUGAAGCAGGGUACCAGGCGGUCGCAGUGCGGGGCGUGUAACGGGACAGGCACUCGCGUGCACUUCGUAUCCGGCGGCUUCCAGAUGGCCAGCACGUGCUCGGCCUGCGGCGGCAGCGGCUCCUCGAUCCCGCGUGGCUCCGAGUGCCGAUCCUGCCAGGGCGACGGCGUGGUUCGCGAGCGCAAGACGAUCACGGUUGACAUUCCGGCCGGUAUCGAGGACGGCAUGCGGCUGCGCGUCAACGGGGCAGGCGACGCACCGCCCACAGGCCGGGCCGCCAGCGAGAACGUGCGCGCCACCAACGGUGACCUCUAUGUCUUCGUCAAGGUCGCGCGCGACCCUCAGUUCACCCGGCAGGGUUCCGAUAUCCUGUACACUGCCACCAUCCCGUUCACCACGGCCGUCCUCGGCGGCGAGGUGACCAUCCCGACGCUCGACGGCGACGCCAGGGUCCGCGUCAGCACGGGCACCAACACGGGCGACAAGCUGACCCUCGCCGGCAAGGGCAUGCCCAAGCUCAACGGCCGGCGCGGCCGGAUGGGCGAUCUCAAGGUCGAGUUCCGCGUCGCGAUGCCCAAAUAUCUCACCUCCAACCAGCGGGCUCUCGUCGAGAUGCUCGCGGACGAGAUGGGCGACAAGUCCGCGAAGCGGAUCAUGAACCUGCAUAAGAAGUCCCACGACGACAAUGAUCCCGGCGCGCACAAGAACGAGGGCUUCCUCAAGUCCCUCUGGCACAACCUCACGAACCACCCGGCCCACCAGCAACAGCCCGAAGACGGCAGCGACGGCAGCAGUAGCAGCACCACUAAAAAGCCCGACGACGGCGAGACCAAGAAAUGAUCCAAGCGGGGGCCCCCCACCCUCCCUUCCUCCCACCUUCCCAAACCCCCCUCGGGCGUCUGUCUCAUCAGUGAGACAAUAAGGCGAAUUGUCGAUUGAGAAGAGGAAGAUAAGGACGGCGACGGCGACGAGGCGACGCCGAAUAUGUGUGACUGCAUCAAAACGGUACAUGUACAACUACUCUUUUCCCCUCCCAUCUCCACACCAUACUCGCGACCUCAUCAUCUCCUGAAAGGCCAAGCGAGGCCGAGUCAAAACGAAGUACUCGUUAAUUUGUACAAGCAGAUACGUACGACCUAGAUAAGGCUACCACUCCCACCAUUACAAGGGGCAGGAUUCGGUUCCAUCAUUCUAUGCUUUGAAUGCAUCAGGCGGUGUUUGAAAGGAGGGCGUGUUUCUUGGUUACACGGGUCAUGUACUGAUAUAUAGUCGGUUUUUUUAGAGAAGCGUGGGAUGUGUGUACUGCAUGUAGUUAACAAGACGGGUGUAGAAUAACUCCUGGGACUCCGAAUCAAGACCGCUCAAGCCAAAAUAUACACCUUCUCUUCUCUCCCACAACUCAGUCAACCCCUAUCAUUAUUUCCGAGUUUGCUGCAUUGACCAUACACCGGGGCCUGCAAGUUACCGCGCUAUCA